Molecule: messenger RNA, 2304 nt
Organism: Oreochromis niloticus (Nile tilapia)
Lineage: Eukaryota; Metazoa; Chordata; Actinopteri; Cichliformes; Cichlidae
Exons: 3
Coding region: 697-1200 (167 amino acids)
Biological process (GO): negative regulation of smoothened signaling pathway
Cellular component (GO): ciliary membrane; Golgi apparatus
Source: RefSeq, a predicted model, not a curated record
UUACCACCUACGUAAAUCUGCACGAUGCAAAAAACAAAAAAAAAAGGUGCGAGAGUUUACGGCUUUUCUCGCGAGAGUGACGGGCGUGGAGACGGGAGGGUAGAGGUAGGCUGUCUAGAUUUGAGUUUGUCUUCCUCUGAGAAAGCAGGGUCAUUUUGCGAGGAAAGCAGGCGUUCAGUGAGAAGUAAGAAAGCUGGAUGUGUGAACGUGUGGGGGGGUGAAGCUCCGGAAAGCCGCUUUAAUGUGAGCAUGGGCGGCGUUUUCCGCCUGUGGUCUUCCCGAGGUAGGAAACAGCUUCCAUAUGUGGGGAGAGAGAUCGGACUGUUCAUGCAAACUCAGGCACCAAGUCCAGUGCAUGCAUAAAACAGCAUUUUAUUCUUUAAAUAUAAUCUCCACUCGUGUUUUCCACACGAAUAUCACCGAGAUGCGGUGGAGCGUCCGGAACGACCCGUGACCCCCUGCAGCGACACUUCCCUCCUGGGCCAGCAGGUCGGGUCAGGCAGUCCACUUUAGGAGGAACAACAAAGAGAAAUCACCCCAUGCAUGGACAUCAAACCACCGGGGAUUAAAUACAAUGUGAAGAGAGGGCGUGGAUGAGGCACAGGCCAAAUUCCACAGUGAUGGGACACGACAUGUGGGUUUAGGUCACUUCUUGAUGCCCCGUCUCCCUCGGUCCCUCCUUUUGUGUUCACCGACAUGGAUAAACUCACGGUGAUAUCAGGAUGUCUCUUUCUAGCUGCGGACAUCUUCGCUAUCGCCAGCGUUGCCAACCCGGACUGGAUCAACAUCGGAGAAUCUGGCGGCUCUUUGACUUUGGGUCUCGUCCGGCAGUGCCAGACCAUCCAUGGCCGAGAUCGGACCUGCACCCCCCCACGGCUGCCGGGAGAAUGGAUCACCGUGCUGCUCUUCAUCAUCCUGGGCAUCAUCUCCCUUACAGUCACCUGCGGUCUUGUUGUGAUGUCACACUGGCACCGAGAGGCCAGCAGAUACGCCCGUUGGAUCGCCUUCACGGGGAUGAUCCUGUUCUGUAUGGCUGCGUUCAUUUUCCCAAUUGGAUUCUACAUCAACGAGGUUGGAGGACAGCCAUAUAAGCUGCCCAACAACACAGUGGUGGGCUCCUCCUACGUACUCUUCAUUCUGUCUAUAUUCUUCACCAUAGUGGGACUGCUGUUUGCCGGGAAGGUGUGCCUGCCUGGCUGACAAACUCACAUUCUCUUUUUAAACGCAUAAAAAAUCCGCCACCACUGGAAGCCAACGUCGUCAGAGCGAACUCUUCUGCGGCAGAGCUGGAAGCGUCGCUGAAAGCUGAGAAGUACCUGUCUUUCCCUCGCCGACGAAUUGUCGCAACCGGAGCCAAAACCGCUGCGGUCCAUCUGUGCAUGUGUUUGUUCAGAGGCCGAGCAGGUGCAGGGAGCUCUGAAACGGCCCUCGUUGUCUUCCUUCCUGAACAAGAAGCAGGGCAGUGAAAAGAAAACAGAUUAUAAAAUGGCAAAAGUGACAUGUGAGCUUUUGAGGAAUUUAAGAGGGUCAUUGUAAACGUCUGAGCUGUCAUCCUAAAAAUUCACGACAGGCGACGGAGAGCUGUUGUCCUUCUCAUCUGAACCAUCAGGGACGAUUUGCACACUGAUGUUAUUUCGACAUGUCAGGCCUGAUAGCAGUCUGAGGCCCUGAUAUUGGCCAGUCAACCUCUGUAUGAUGUCUGUUCUUCCCCCAAGCACUGCUACAAAAUAAUAUAAGCUGCAUUACUUUUAUUUAUAUGAUAGAUUUGGAAGUGUAUGUUUUAAAAGGCCAGCUUCUCUGCCAGUGCUAUGUGGAGUGGAUCAUAUUGCCUGGAGGAUGGUUUACUGUAAUGGAAUAAAUAUAAAGUUCAUGAUACAAGAAGUCAUAAAAUGCUAUUUCUGAGUGGAAUGUAAAAUGGGCUAUUAGCAACAGCUGCCUAAAGUUUGUAAUGCUUUACUCUGUGAAACGUGUCUGCACUGAAGGAAGAGGAGCUGUCGAAAGAUGUCAGAGUUUUAAGCUUUUAACAUUGUGAAUAAUCAGUGAGGAAAAGGUCAAGCCUGUUGUGGUUCUGUUAGUUUUACUAAUCUUAUUGAUGUAGUAAACUGAUUUUUCACCUUUUUUUUUAAAUAGAAUAUUUUAUGGAUUAAACACAGUGCAAAGAAUGAUUGAGUCAUUGACUUGUUUUAUUCGUUUGUAAUGCUGAUGCCUGUGUGUGUGUCUGUGCCAUUUUUUUUCAAAUCACUGAUGUUUGUAAUUGCUCAUGGAAGGUGUCAUCUCAUUAAAAUCAAGACACGGGAAUACCCA